Molecule: messenger RNA, 669 nt
Organism: Pseudozyma hubeiensis SY62
Lineage: Eukaryota; Fungi; Basidiomycota; Ustilaginomycetes; Ustilaginales; Ustilaginaceae
Product: superoxide dismutase
Exons: 1
Coding region: 1-669 (222 amino acids)
Biological process (GO): superoxide metabolic process
Cellular component (GO): mitochondrion
Molecular function (GO): metal ion binding; superoxide dismutase activity
Source: RefSeq, a predicted model, not a curated record
AUGCUUCGUACCGCUCUCACCCGAUCCACCGGCGCCAUCAAGGCCUCUUCGCGCACCUUUGCGUCCGUGCGGGCCAAGCACACGCUCCCCGACCUCUCCUACGACUAUGGUGCUCUCGAACCCGCCAUCUCCUCCAAGAUCAUGGAGCUGCACCACACAAAGCACCACCAGACCUACGUCAACGGUCUGAACCAAGCCGAAGAGCAGCUUUCGGAAGCCAUCCACAAAAAGGAUGUCAAGUCCGCCAUCGCCCUCCAGAAGGCCAUCAACUUCAACGGCGGUGGACACAUCAACCACACGCUCUUCUGGGAGAACCUCGCUCCCCAAAAGAACGGCGGUGGAGAGCUGAGCAGCGGUGCCCUCAAGGACGCCAUCGAUCGCGACUUCGGUGGUCUUGAUCAGUUGAAGUCCAAGUUCAACGCUCAGAUCGCCGCUAUUCAGGGCUCCGGUUGGGGCUGGUUGGGCUACAACCCCCAGACGAAGAAGUUGGACAUCGUGACCACCGCCAACCAGGACCCGUUGCUGUCGCACGUGCCUCUGAUCGGCGUUGAUGCUUGGGAACACGCCUUCUACCUGCAGUACCAGAACGUCAAGGCCGACUACUUCAAGGCCAUCUGGGACGUCAUCAACUUCAAGGCUGCCGAAGAGCGUCUCAAGAAGGCUCAGUAA